This is a messenger RNA of Histoplasma mississippiense, 975 nucleotides long. RefSeq lists its product with no specific name. Bases 1 to 975 code for a protein of 324 amino acids. Gene Ontology annotation, molecular function: phosphatidylinositol binding. Lineage: Eukaryota; Fungi; Ascomycota; Eurotiomycetes; Onygenales; Ajellomycetaceae. The record is from RefSeq and is a predicted model, not a curated record. The transcript has 5 exons.
AUGGAGGCCGAAAGUGGCCCUGAAUUAAAAUACAAAACCGUGGCCAUGGAAGAGACCAGAAGGGGUGUGGGUGAUCGUGAGACAGCAAGCGCGAGCGAGUCGCUCGUCCCUCGACCCACCACGCGAUCACGUGUGCACGGUGGUUGUCGCAUCUUUCGUCUGCACCACAUCCUAAACACAAGCCAAAAAGCUCCUUCUACCGUAGUCCUUGCUUGCUCGCCACCUGUCAAAUGGAUGGAGCCGGCGAAUGAGGAGGCACAGCCACCUCACAUGCAGCAACCUCUACAUAACCAAAAAGAGCGGCAAAAAUCUGUCCCCGUCUCUCUUUUCAAUCACACCACGAUUUCUCCGCGUAAUUUCUCUACCAAUCCCACAACGGCGGCCUCCACCACAAUCUCUGAAAACAACGAUUAUAACAUCACCUCAGCGGCCGUGGCAUCAGGAGCAGCAGUGGAACAAUCACCACAUUCGGAUGAGGAACCACCGCCAUGGAUAGCUCCAUCAAUGUCAACGGCUAUAUCAGGCGUAACCCCCCCUUAUUGGCGGCACCAUAGGAGCGUAUCCCUGGCAUCGCAGACGUCACUAGAAACCGCCACGGCACAGCGCAGGUCACUUAUACGCCUGGAAGACCACACGGAGGACCCAGCCAGCGAGACGAGCCAGGGCCUUUGGGCGCGCAGCGUGUUGAUCGAGGAUUAUAUUGUUGUGAAGGGGGGGAGGUCUGGGAUUGGGGCAUAUGUUGUGUGGAUUUGUAAGAUUCAGACGUUGGAGGGUGGUCUCGUGGUGGUUCGGAUGAGAUACUCCCAAUUUGACGAUCUGCGAUCCAAACUAGCCACUGCUUUUCCCCAUGCCAAAUCGGCACUCCCGCAACUCCCGCCCAAGAGCGCCAUAUACAAGAAGGGGAAGAAGGGGAAAGAAGGGGAAAGAAGAAGCAAAGGGGAAAAACACAAACGAAGGGGGGUGGGAUGGUAUUAA